This is a messenger RNA of Prunus mume (Japanese apricot), 744 nucleotides long. The record is from RefSeq and is a predicted model, not a curated record. NCBI's taxonomy places the organism in Eukaryota, Viridiplantae, Streptophyta, Magnoliopsida, Rosales, Rosaceae.
AUGCCUCGCUUCGGUGAUGCAAGUUCAAUCCACUGGUUUAAAGUUGAACCCAAUUGCACAUUUCACAUCAUCAAUAGUUUUGAAGAUGGUGAUGAGGUUGUAGUGUGGGGUUGCAAAGCUCUUGGCUCAGUUAUACCAGGACCUGACAUGAGUUUGAAUCAAUGUGGGUGGUUGCCAAGAAGAUUUAAGUCUGCAGAUCCAAGUAAAGAAAACAAUGAUGAUAUUUCGGCAGAGGAUGGAAAAUUAUUUUCUCAUGCUUAUGAAUGGAGAUUAAACAUGAACACCGGAAAAGUCAGGGAGAGAUAUCUCACUGGAAAAGAGUUUUCCAUGGAUUUUCCCAUGAUCAAUGGAGCUUUUUCAGGUGUUAAAAAUAGAUAUGGCUACACCCAAGUAGUUGACUCAAUUGCAAGCUCUACCUCAGCCAUGCUCAAAUAUGGUGGUCUAGCCAAGCUGCAUUUUGAAGAGCCAGCUGAUGUUUCUUUGAGAAAUGAAAGCCAAUUAGAGGUGGAAACCCACAUGUUCGAGGAGAAGAGCUUCUGCAGUGGAGCUGCUUUUGUCCCCAAACAAGGAGGCCUUGAAGAAGAUGAUGUAUGGGCCAUCACUUUUGUUCACAAUGAAGAUACCAACGUAUCUCAAGUUUACGUGAUCGACACCAAGAAGUUUUCCGAUGAGCCUGUUGCUAAAAUCACAUUGCCAUGCAGAGUUCCAUAUGGAUUUCAUGGAGCUUUCAUGCCAAUGUCAUAA